This is a messenger RNA of Aaosphaeria arxii CBS 175.79, 450 nucleotides long. RefSeq lists its product as uncharacterized. Bases 1 to 450 code for a protein of 149 amino acids. The record is from RefSeq and is a predicted model, not a curated record. The transcript has a single exon. NCBI's taxonomy places the organism in Eukaryota, Fungi, Ascomycota, Dothideomycetes, Pleosporales.
AUGAUGAGCUACCGCAUCGGGCGAGGCGAAACCCUCGUCCUCACCUUCGAACCCUACAAGUCCUCCAUUCUUCCGCUCUGGCGCUUUGCAAAUCCCCCAUUGGCCCGUCAGUCUUCAUCUCUGAUCUACGCGAAGUUCAAACAGUACGAGGCGGACGAUGACUUUGUGGGCAUGGACAUGUGCAGGAAGUUCUUGCAGAUGGGGAUGACGAGGGCGAAGAGAUAUGCAAAUCACAAGGGGGGUAGGAAGUACGAUAGGGAGUCUGGGAGGGAAUUGGAGAAGAGUAAGGGGCAUAAAGGGAGAGAGGAGAAAGAGGAGGCAGCGGGGAUUUUCAGGGAAAUGUGGGAGAAGGCGAAGGCGGAGGAGGGAUAUAAGAGGAUGAAAGAGAUGUUCUUGGAGGAGCAAAAGGCCUGGGAUAAGGACAAGAGAAGGGAAUCGAAACAGACGUGA